AUGGAUGUGCUAGUAACUCUGUUUUAUAUAUUAUUCUCGAUAUGUGUGGUAUAUCCGCCCACCGAGUUUGUGGCAGCCGGCUUUACUAUUGCUCAGCUGUUCGAAAAAUUUUUGGGGUCUGAGAAUAUGAAUUUUGUUACAUAUCAUAUGAAAAGGACAACGAUUACGGCACUGAUUCAUUCUUCCUUGCCGUUGGGAUACGUUUUAUGUCUCUUGUGCUGCGGGGACCGUAAUCCAUGGCUACCAGCGGGGGCGGCUGCAACAGCGAUAAUCCCCUUGCUGAUGUGUUAUAGGCUAUUAUGUUGGUGGGAGAACGAGCAGGCUAAGCACCCUGUGGUGAAGGCGCUUUUGCCGUAUGUGACUCCUGGGAUCGACUGGCGGGUUAUAGCUGGCAAUCUCAAUAGUCAAUUUAGAAACGUGGACAAAGUCUCAAUCCAGCUGACAGCGACAAGCAAGUUUGUAGCGACGGAAAUAUUUCUGAUCAAGGUGUCACAGUACUCGCUGAAUCUUGUCAAACAGACUGACUGCACACUGGUGGCAACUGCUACUGACAGUCACAAUUUGUCGCAAUCCGGAGAAGACGAAAUCCAAUUCGUCAACAUCGAAGUGAUCCCGUCUCGGGAUGACAUCGAACGCUUCACAUUUCGCAUAUCCACCACCGCUCUGAGGGACUUACAGCCGCGUCUGCUGCACCCCGUGAGGGUGCCCGAACAUAUCUCGUUGAUACCCAGCCUCAUCGAGCGUUUCGUGACCGUCUUCAGGCACUAUGUCGACAAGAAUCCAGUGUAUUAUGUUGAUCAGGAGCCAGAGUUGUGUAUCGGUUGCAUGCAGUUCCCGGCUGAUGUAAAGAUCAACCGUCGUUGUCAUCCGCCGCCUCCCCACAUCGAGGGCGGACCGGUACAGUGUCAACAGUGCAACUGUCGCGUGCUGUGGUGCGGCGGGUGCAUGGCGCGCUGGUGGGCGGCGCGCGCGCGGGGCCCCCCGGCGCAGUGGCUGGGGGGCCGCGCCACGUGCCCCGUGUGCCGCGCCGCCUUCUGCCUGCUCGACGUGUGCCCGGCGCAGCUGUCCGCCUCCUGA
Messenger RNA from Arctia plantaginis, 1077 nucleotides. The record is from the annotation of a GenBank genome assembly. Lineage: Eukaryota; Metazoa; Arthropoda; Insecta; Lepidoptera; Erebidae.